AUGGCUGUGCACGGGCCUAGGACUUACUAUAAAUGUGAUGAAUGUGGCAAAACGUUUACCCAAAAGACGUAUAGGAAUAGCCACAUGCUGUCUCACAGGGGUGAGAUGCCGUAUAAGUGUACCCACUGCGGUAAGUCGUUCUUUAUGAAAAAGCAUUUGCGUCGCCACCUGGAGAGCCACGUCAAGAAGAGGCCUCACAUCUGCACUGAGUGCGGUAAGGCAUUUCCCGAGAGCUACAAGCUGGUCGUCCACAUGAGAGAACACACAGGUGAGAAGCCAUACUCGUGCUCGCGCUGCGCCAAGGCCUUUGCCAAGUACGAGAAGUGUGCCAACCAUAUUCGGCGAGAGUGCGGGCCUGCAGCAGAGGGCGAGGAGCUCCGUCCGCAGGUAAAGCGCGCACCGCAAUUUCGCUCAGUUCCGAAGAAGAAGCCUCCUCCUCCGACUUUGAUCUACACUAUCAUCACCACCGAUCAGAUCAGGGACCUGGGCCAAACCAUGGUUCUCCCUUGCGAGAUCGGUUCCUCUCUCGCCACUGGUAUACAAGAAAACGGCAACACCGUGGUCCUCCCGCGCGAGAUAAGUGACAGUCUCGCCGCCGAUAGCCAAGGCAACGGCGACCCCGUGGCUCUCAGGUCCAGCAGCCUGGUCGCCUAUAGCCUCGGCGAUGACGUAGAUGUAGAGCCUCUAGUGUCUUCUUUUGGGAAAACUGGUGACUUGGCCGGAGGAAUGACCCUCCUUGACACGUUCCUGAAGGGGCAGAUCACAGAAGAGAAAAGAGAAAGCGACUUCCAAUUUGUAAAUUUGUGA
Molecule: messenger RNA, 807 nt
Organism: Penaeus indicus
Lineage: Eukaryota; Metazoa; Arthropoda; Malacostraca; Decapoda; Penaeidae
Product: zinc finger protein 22-like
Exons: 1
Coding region: 1-807 (268 amino acids)
Biological process (GO): regulation of transcription by RNA polymerase II
Molecular function (GO): DNA-binding transcription factor activity; RNA polymerase II cis-regulatory region sequence-specific DNA binding
Source: RefSeq, a predicted model, not a curated record